GCCCGGUAGGACCGCGCGCUGAAGCCCGCUCCGCGUCCCCGCCGCCGGAGGAGGUGCCCGCACGCUCGCGGCGCGCCGCCCCACACGCUCGGCCUGUGGGCGAUUUCCUCCGGACCCAGGCUCCCGGGCCGAGGAGGAAGAAGAUGCAGACCUUCCUGAAAGGGAAGAGAGUUGGCUACUGGCUGAGCGAGAAGAAAGUCAAGAAGCUCAAUUUCCAGGCCUUCGCGGAGCUGUGCAGGAAGCGAGGGAUCGAGGUCGUGCAGCUGAACCUGAGCCGGCCAAUUGAGGAGCAGGGCCCCCUGGACGUCAUCAUCCACAAGCUGACCGAUGUCAUCCUCGAGGCUGACCAGAAUGACAGCCAGUCCCUGGAAUUGGUGCACAGGUUCCAAGAGUACAUCGAUGCUCACCCUGAGACCAUCGUCCUGGACCCCCUCCCCGCCAUCAGGACCCUGUUAGACCGCUCCAAGUCCUACGAGCUCAUCCGCAAGAUCGAGGCCUAUAUGAAAGAUGACAGGAUCUGCUCACCACCCUUCAUGGAGCUCACGAGCCUGUGUGGGGAUGACACCAUGAGGCUGCUGGAGCAGAACGGCCUGGCCUUCCCCUUCAUUUGCAAAACCAGAGUGGCUCAUGGCACCAACUCUCAUGAGAUGGCCAUUGUGUUUAACCAAGAGGGCCUGAGUGCCAUCCAACCUCCCUGUGUGGUCCAGAAUUUCAUCAACCACAAUGCUGUGCUGUACAAGGUGUUUGUGGUGGGCGAGUCCUACACAGUGGUCCAGAGACCCUCACUCAAGAACUUCUCAGCGGGCACCUCAGGCUCCUCCCCAGGACCAUCUCUCAUGCCCCCUGUCUGGACUGGCUCUGGUCGGAGCAGCGGGAGGACUGUCGGGCACACCGGGGUGGCCAGGGGCCUCUGUGCCCCGCUAGCGGGAAGGAUGCCAGAUCGUGAAUCCAUCUUCUUCAACAGCCACAAUGUGUCAAAGCCGGAGUCUUCAUCAGUCCUCACUGAGCUGGACAAGAUUGAGGGCGUGUUCGAACGGCCAAGUGACGAGGUUAUCCGGGAGCUGUCCCGGGCUCUGCGGCAGGCGCUGGGAGUGUCACUGUUUGGAAUCGACAUCAUCAUUAACAACCAGACGGGGCAGCACGCAGUCAUAGAUGUCAAUGCCUUCCCAGGCUAUGAGGGAGUGAGUGAGUUCUUUACCGACCUCCUGAACCACAUUGCCACAGUCCUGCAAGGCCAGAGCACAGGAGGAGCUGCCACAGAGGAAGUGGCCCCACUAAGGCACAACAGGCUCCUGGCGGAACCGGCAGGCAGCCUGGCUGGUGAGCGGACGUGCAGUGCCAGCCCUGGCUGCUGCAGCAGCAUGAAGGGCCAGGACACACCCUGGAAGACUGAGGCCGAAGCGGGCAACAUGGGCGCUGGUGGUUCCGCCAAGCUGCCGCACCAGAGACUUGGCUGCACCACCGGCGUGUCACCCAGCUUCCAGCAGCACUGUGUGGCCUCUCUGGCCACCAAGGCCUCCUCACAGUAGCCACAGAGCCCAGGACCCAGAGGGGCGGAGCAGAGCGUGGAGCACACCCACUGGGCCAGCAGCUCCAAAUGGGAACACUACUAAGAAUCCCUGGUGAUCUGAUGCUUCUCUGUUUUAAUUUUUUACCUGAUUUUCUGAUGUUAGGAUCGGAAUGAGGGGGGGAGACAGAGCAGAACACCAAGUGGUCCAGCCGGGAGGACGCCGCCUAAACUCCUGCUGUGCAGAUCUCCUCACUGAGUUUACACACGCUUGUGUUCUCAACACUAGGUCUGAAUGCGAGGUGGGGUGUGCGCGUGCGUGCGUGUGUGGGUGUGUGCGUGCGUGCGUGUGUGUGUGUGGGAGUGUGUGGUCGUCAUGCAAGUGUGAGUGUGCCUAUCUGUCUGUCUUCAUGGCUGUUGUGGGCCAGGCUCUGGGCGCUCUGGAAGGAAGCCCCUAUCUGGCCAGGCUGUUGCAGCGGAGCAGGCGAAGGAUGGACGAACGGUUUUCCCAGGUCCCUCCUCUUCACUCCUGCCCACACCCAGACCUCCCCCUUUCUCUUUUCCCAGACGUGCUCUCCUCCAAAGCUAAAACCCUUGCCCCGUGCAGCUGACCCUUGCUUUCCAAAGCCAGGGAAGCAGUGGCCCCGCCCUCGGGAGCUCUGCAUGGGGGAUCUGAGUCAUAGGAAGGGAAAAGAAGCUUCCUGUGGGUGUAGCCAAGUUGCUCGUCCUCACUGGCUCACGGAAUCCACCAGGCCACUCUCCUCUCCACCCUGACCCCACUGCUCACUGAGAUCCAGGAAGGAGGCCAUCUGGCUAGGAGGCCAGGAGGCUGCCGAGACCCAGGAUUUACUCUGGGACCUUGAACAGAUCAUUCCAUGAGUCUUCAGGGUGGUUCCCGAAACAGAACUGAAGGCCUGACCUAGUGUUCUUGCCCACGAGGAUACCUGCUUCCUCGUGUUCUCAUCCAGGUCCCUCUUUUCAGGUGAGAGAAAACCACCCAUUUCACACGUGCCAGCCGCUCCUGGUACAGCAAGGCUCAGCACAGCCCUGCUGUGUUCACAGCAAGUCCCUUGCACCGAGCGCUAGGCAAGCCUCCAAGGGAGGUGUCCCCUCCUUCAGGCUCACUCUGUCCCCACAGCAGCUGGCAGAGCACCCACUGGCACCAAAGCCCACAGGAAAGGGCACCUGUGGAGCCCCAGAUAAGCAGCCCAGGACCCCCAAAGGUGAUCUUAUGUCUUAAGAUAUCAGCUCACUGUGCAGAGAAUGAGGCCUUUGGAUUGUCCUUGGGUCUAAUAAGAUGGUGUACACUAGAGGAAGCAGCAGCAGCCCUGGGAAGGCCACUCAGGGCUGUGCUGGGGCAGCCUUUGGGCAAAGAGAAGCUGAUUGGCUGUCUUGGAAGCAGAACCCCAGGACUAACCGCGUUUACAGGAUCUGAGUGUUGAACUGAUGAUAUCUGUACGUCACCUUCCCAGGCCUGACCCUGAAUUCAGGGGGUGGGAAGUGUGGCCACCUCUUGCACUGCUUUGUCUCCGGAAUAAACUACUGAGCUCAAACUGCAUGUCA
Messenger RNA from Rattus rattus (black rat), 3070 nucleotides. It is a transcript of the gene Itpk1, whose product is annotated as inositol-tetrakisphosphate 1-kinase. Gene Ontology annotation, cellular component: cytoplasm. The transcript is spliced from 11 exons. The record is from RefSeq and is a predicted model, not a curated record. NCBI's taxonomy places the organism in Eukaryota, Metazoa, Chordata, Mammalia, Rodentia, Muridae. Gene Ontology annotation, biological process: inositol trisphosphate metabolic process. Gene Ontology annotation, molecular function: ATP binding; inositol-3,4,5,6-tetrakisphosphate 1-kinase activity; inositol-1,3,4-trisphosphate 5-kinase activity. The coding region runs from base 144 to 1529 and encodes 461 amino acids.